Hyposmocoma kahamanoa is the source of this 761-nucleotide messenger RNA. RefSeq lists its product as uncharacterized. The transcript has a single exon. Bases 39 to 761 code for a protein of 240 amino acids. The record is from RefSeq and is a predicted model, not a curated record. Lineage: Eukaryota; Metazoa; Arthropoda; Insecta; Lepidoptera; Cosmopterigidae.
ACCCUUACAUAGCAACUAAUGGAAAUGAAUUUGCGUACAUGGAGGCUGAAUGCCCGAAGUAUGAAAAUCAGUUUCUCUGUGACGAAAGUUCUCGUAAAAAACUCCGCACCCAAUUCGAUUGCGUACAGGAAGUAAUUUCAAGACAGACCAUCGACUCGACAUGCACCUUCUCAACCAUUCAUCUAUUAAAAGAAGCCAUGGAGCAACUUGACGAUCGCAACUAUGUCAUCACCUUCCCCAAGCCAACCAAAGUUCAGUUGAGCUGCAACACUCAGACUUACAAUAUGUUAAACGGAAGCUUUCUAAUUACACUGCCAAUCCACUGCUCCCUGCGUACACCCGAGCUCACCAUAGUAAAUUCCGACGACAUCAUACAGGGACAACCACUUAAGAUUAUGAAAAUAAAUUACCCGGAUGGAAUGGACAACACAGCAUCACCUCAUCUUAACUUGAGUUCUAUCAACUUGAGAAGUUUACACACCAUUCAAGACAAGAUUAUGUUCAAGCCUCAGUUACAAUUGCAGACGAUUCCCGAUGUACUGUACCAUACCACUAUACCGUUUUACAUUAUACUAUUCGGUGCAGCUGUACUCGCCCUCGCCGUACUGGCUCGCCGCUACUACGUUUGGAAAAACACACAACCAAAACCAUCUGAAAAGACGAUCAGCAUUCGACGAGAUAAAGCCACUGAAACCACUGGAAAUCAUAUCUAUGCGAAACCAUCUUCUCCAGCAAUUUUUUCACUGAAAGUUGGAAAAUAA